CUUCGUAUUUUGAAUCCGCAACUUUAUGUGGAUACUACCAAUUUCUGGACAAUACAUCCACGCAAUCAAAUAAUCCCAAUUGUUCAGUUUCCCAAAUAAUUUUUUGUUUCUGAAUAUUUUAUUUUUAUUUGUUCUAAAAAUCCCUUUUAGGCCACCGUUUAGGAAUUCCAUACAGCAAGACAGAAGAAAAACAGCCACCACGCAGGCACAUCUCGUGUUCCAGAGUUCCAACAUAUAAUCACCAGCAACACUUGUAUCAUCAUUUUGUUAAUGACAUUUUUGGCCUGUGUAAGCACCAAUCAUUCAAGAAUCUUCGAACCAGCUUGCUUUCAUAUCUGAUUCCAAGAGGGUGACCAAAAAACUUCCAAAGUGUUUGAGCUGGCUCACUAUCAAUGAAUAAAUGUUUUAUAGUCUCUGUCUGUGAUAUAUUGCAGCAUAAGCAAGUGAGAGUCCUGUAAAAGAGAUAGUUAAAUGUGGGACAUCGUGUGUUUUAAUUUUAAAACAAUCACUCUGUAUCCUGAAGAAGGCGAUCAGUUUGAUUGGUGUAAAAGAGAAAAUAGACAGCGCUAAUGUUCCAUAAAAUGGAGAGCGUUACCAAUGUCAUGGAGUAUGAGAUCCUAGCAAAGGAGAGACUACCCAAAAUGAUAUACGAUUAUUAUGCCUCUGGUGCAGAGGACCAGUGGACACUCCAAGAGAAUCGAAAUGCUUUCUCUAGGAUUUUGUUUAGGCCCCGUAUUCUUGUAGAUGUAAGCAAAAUUGAUACAACCACAAGUGUCUUGGGAUUUAAGAUUUCAAUGCCCAUCAUGGUUGCGCCGACUGGAAUGCAGAAAAUGGCUCAUCCCGAAGGAGAAUAUGCAACAGCACGAGCAACAUCAGCUGCUGGCACCAUCAUGACAUUAUCCACAGUGGGUACUUCCAGUAUAGAAGAGGUUGCUUCAACCGGGCCAGGCAUUCGCUUUUUCCAGCUCUAUGUGUAUAAAGACAGGAAUGUUGUUCUGCAACUUGUGAAAAGAGCGGAAAGGGCUGGUUUUAAGGCAAUUGCUCUUACUGUGGAUACGCCAAGACUUGGCCGUAGGGAAGCUGAUAUUAAGAACAGGUUUGUUUUGCCAUCUCACCUGUCACUGAAGAACUUUGAAGGACUGGAUCUUGGAAAGAUAGAUAAGACUGAUGACUCUGGACUUGCUUCAUAUGUUGCCGGGCAAGUUGAUCAGUCUCUAAGCUGGAAGGAUGUGAAAUGGCUUCAGACAAUAACACACUUGCCAAUCCUACUUAAGGGUGUAUUAACUGCAGAAGAUGCAAGGCUAGCUGUAGAAUCUGGAGCAGCUGGAAUUAUUGUGUCUAACCAUGGUGCUCGACAACUUGAUUAUGCUCCUGCAACAGUUAUGGCCUUGGAAGAGGUCGUGAAAGCAGUCCACGGAAGAAUACCUGUUUUUCUUGACGGUGGAAUUCGCCGUGGGACAGAUGUCUUUAAAGCACUUGCUCUGGGAGCAUCUGGUGUAUUUAUUGGAAGACCAGUUGUGUUUUCGUUGGCUGUUGAUGGGGAGGCAGGCGUUAGGAAAGUACUUGAGAUGCUUCAUGAUGAGUUUGAACUGACAAUGGCCUUAAGUGGUUGUCGCUCAAUCAAGGAAAUUAGUCGUAGUCAUAUCACGACUCCUUGGGAUUCCCCUCGCGUCACACCCCGGUUAUAACCUGAUUUCUCAACUUCUAUCAUAUCCAUACUUAUUCAACAGUAAAUGUUGCCCCUUAUAAGAAUGAUGGCAUCACUUCUUCGAUGCAACUUGAAAUUGCCUUGGAGCCAAAUAUUUGGUUCAGAUUACAGCAUCAAGAGUCUCUAUUAGGCAAUUCAAUUUAAAAUGUAUCUGCCAAAAUGCAAAGAGAGGGAUGUGGUUUCUCUGCUUUUGCAUAGUGGCCUCCAGUGGCGGAGCUAGGAUUUUCAAUAAUGGAGUUUAAAAUCUUCUUCUAGACACAUGUACUGUACCGAAGGGGGUUCAACAUUUAGUAUUUAUAUAUAAAAAAUCAUUUUUAC
Molecule: messenger RNA, 2026 nt
Organism: Solanum dulcamara
Lineage: Eukaryota; Viridiplantae; Streptophyta; Magnoliopsida; Solanales; Solanaceae
Product: glycolate oxidase 1-like
Exons: 13
Coding region: 570-1688 (372 amino acids)
Molecular function (GO): FMN binding; oxidoreductase activity
Source: RefSeq, a predicted model, not a curated record